Molecule: messenger RNA, 1044 nt
Organism: Chenopodium quinoa (quinoa)
Lineage: Eukaryota; Viridiplantae; Streptophyta; Magnoliopsida; Caryophyllales; Amaranthaceae
Product: 30S ribosomal protein S6 alpha, chloroplastic-like
Exons: 2
Coding region: 113-736 (207 amino acids)
Biological process (GO): translation
Cellular component (GO): ribosome
Molecular function (GO): small ribosomal subunit rRNA binding; structural constituent of ribosome
Source: RefSeq, a predicted model, not a curated record
AGCCUAGUCAAAGUACAGUAGUUCACAAAAGUAAAUAAAUUAAAGGCUCCUUAUCUACAUCCAUUAUCAGACCAUCUCAAAGAGAGAAGAAGCAGAGCAGAGCCCAAAAACAAUGGCGACAUUUUCUCUCACUUCAACACUCCCUUCUUCUUCACCCACUCCCCUCCACUCCAUCUCCAAACUCAAACCCUUAUCCUCUAACAUCAAUUUCACCCACGCUUUCAACCCGAACCCGAAACCCACUCGCCAGCACCAGCAGCCCAAUUACGGCCCAUGUGUUAAGGCCCUAUCUCUGGACUUCUCCGGUUCAUUCUUCGAGGGUGGUUUCGGUGGUUUGGACGAAGACCCGCCGUCAACGCCGCCGUCUGGGUUAGCGGUUGAAGAUAAGCCGGAGCCCCAAUGUCCGCCGGGGCUCCGAAAGUAUGAAACCAUGGCAGUUCUUAGACCUGAUAUGACUGAAGAUGAGCGUCUUACUCUUACCCAGAAAUAUGAAGAGUUGCUUGUUGCCGGGGGAGCCAUGUAUGUAGAAGUAUUCAACAGAGGGGUGAUUCCACUAGCCUACAGCAUCAAAAAGAAGAACAAAGCAGGAGAAACCAACACUUACUUGGAUGGCAUCUACCUCCUCUUCACCUAUUUCACUAAGCCUGAAUCCAUUUCUGCUCUCGAGGCAACACUCCAAACUGAUGACGAUGUCAUAAGGUCAACAAGCUUCAAGAUUCGUAAGAGGAAAUACUGAAAAGUCUAUUUUGAACAGUAGUCUCUACUCUCUAGGUUCUUAUCGAUGUCAAUGAGGAGAAUAUUUAGAUUUCAUCUGGAUGUUGUGUACCCUACUGGCCUAUUUCCUCUUACACUACACUGUUGCCAACUUGCCUUAGUUGGUCAUUACUUUAAUUUCUGUAGCAUAUCAUUUUUUGGAAAUUUUAAGGCACGUAAGUUCAAUUUGAACCAAUUUGUAAGUCAUGUUUGAACAACAGUAUUCCUCUUUCCCAUUACUGAUACACCCUUGAAAUGACACAACUUCGCCUCGAAUCGAAAUUUCUUUUU